Messenger RNA from Pararge aegeria (speckled wood butterfly), 1480 nucleotides. RefSeq names its product neugrin. The record is from RefSeq and is a predicted model, not a curated record. Gene Ontology annotation, cellular component: nucleus. Bases 118 to 1227 code for a protein of 369 amino acids. The transcript has 3 exons. NCBI's taxonomy places the organism in Eukaryota, Metazoa, Arthropoda, Insecta, Lepidoptera, Nymphalidae.
UUAAGGUUAGGUUUAAUUUGUAUUUGUUUUGUAUUCCGCAUGAUUUCGAUUAUCAGCAACAGAUACGUUAGUUCUAAGUUCUAAUAUAAAUUAACGUCUCAUAUAUAACGAGUUAAAAUGUUCACUGUAUUCUCACGACGCCUGUAUUUUAUUUGUGACAAAAUCCCUGUUCGUCACUUAAGAAACCGAAGAUUUGAUAGGCCUGGAGCUAACCCUGGCUUAGAUAAUAGACUGGGUGCAUUCAAAGAAGACGGCAUCAAGAUACAAGACGAUGAUGUCGAAGAAUUUAUGGAACAAUCAGAUAGCAACUUUUACAAUGUAGGUGAAGCAUACAAUGCACAUUUGAAUGAAACACUCAUGGGGAAACACAAAAUAAAACUUCAAAUUGUUAAGGAGAAAUACUUUAAAGAGAACAUGCCAAACUUGCUUACCUGGAGUGAGAAGGAACAGAUACGUCACUUAGCUGCAACGCAACCUGAUGAAUGGACUCCACAAAGAAUUGCUGAAAGCUUCCCUGUAACUGAGCAAGUGGCAAAGAAACUAUUAAAAUACCCUUGGAAACCAACAACUGAAGAACGUAUAGCCCGUCAUGACACAUCUGCUAUGAGAAACUGGAGGGAACUUAAAGAAGGAACUUUAGACAUACCUGAAGAUUUACGGACACAUUUUCUUAAGUUCUCUGAGAGAAAGAUACCUCCACUAAAUAAAAAAUCAAUAAAAGUUGAUGUAUCUCAGGAAAAAAUUGGAGAGUUUGAACAAAUCGUACAAAAGUGUGCAUCUAAUGAAGAGAAUAAUCGAACAUCAGAUAAAUUUGAACACAGCGAGUUGAACUCAAAUGAGGAAAGUAAACCAACAAGAAAGGACUGGAAAAAAGUAACAUUAGAUGAAUUGGCAAGCAAAAUAAAAACUCGUUUAGAUAAAGGAAAGGAUGUGAAUGUACCAGACAGAAUGAUCAUGGAUUCAAUCAACACUGUACCUAGCAAUACCGUUAACACUAAUGAAGUCAACAAAGAAAUUGAGUUAUUCAAUGAGAAAAAAGAUGAGAAAAGUAUUACAAAUUACAAGAAAGAAGAUACUGAAGUUGUUCCUGGGCCAAGUUAUCCAGAACGAAUAAGAAUACCAAAGAAAGCUUAUCAAAGAGGUGCAACAUACAAAGUAGAUGAUUGUUUUUAUGAUCACGAUGGGAGAUUUUUAUAUCGAGUAAUAGGUAUGACUGAUAGUCAUUAAAAUAUUGUUUUUCAAUUAAACAACUGCAUCACUACUUUACCAAGGUGCUCAUCAAGGUAAAUCACAGUCUGAGACUUGACGUGACUACCUCGCAAAGUCCUUUUAGUCGGGCAUAAAAACCGACUAUGUUCGGAGUUCAGAAGCCACUCGAAGUUAUCGCCUAGCUUCAAUCAACAUCGCCAGUAAUGUAGACGUGAAUUUAGACAACAAAGUUAAGAACACAUAAGAAUAAAACAAUAAACAUUUCAAUGAA